UAUUCAUUUAAACUCACUUUUGGCUCUUUUUGCUCUUUGUUUUUCUUGCUCGUUUGUCGGCCCGCUACCCAUUUGGUUCAUCCCGCUAUCGACCCUCUAUGAGGCGAUCCUCUUAUGAUCCAACCCGCUUCCAAACCGCAUUGACUCUGACCCGCCCCGUCCAAUAACCAGGUUUAGUCACAUCGUGUUAUGUUGAAAAAAAUGUCUAUGGAGAAUUAUUAUGGUUUAAGUUUAAAUACAUUGUUGAUUUGAGUCUUGUUCGAGCUACUCUCUAUUAGUUUGGGUUAUGGUUUGUCCGAUGAGUUUCGAGUUUCUUUAGGUGACUUUAGUUAGGUUGUCAAAUCAUGUUGAAGUUUAGCAACUCUAAAUCUACAUGUGCCUCUAGUCCCAUGACUCAAUUGAUAAGGGGUCGAGUCCUUUGUUGGCUCGCAUGUUCAAUGACUAAAGCACAACUCUAAUUGCUGCUUUUUGUAUUAACAUAUGUUCCCUAGUCUUGUUUUAUUUUUUUCAUGCCUAUUCACUAAUAACUAACAAAUAGGUCUGAAAAAAAAAAUGCGCAUUAAAUUUGAUUUCAACUACUGUUGGAUUUGACUCCUAAAUUGAAAUGGGCCUUCAACAAUUAAGAUGGUUUUUUUAAAAAUUCAAUUCAUUUAUAUCUUCGAAAUUUUAUACCUAUAGUUCAAAUGUGGUACGUAAUUUUCAAUUAUCUAAAAGUUACGAUACUAGAUUGGAUCGACCAAAUUAUAGGUCAAAUCAUUUGAGAUUUGGAUCAUAAACAUGGAAUAGUCUUACUCAUUGAGAUUUCGGUGUAUCUUAUUUUCACGUCAAAUUGAGACGACUCUCCUUUACAUGGUGAUUCCCCAAAUUAAGGCGCUUAAUUCAUGCUUUUCAUGCUAAUACACUCUCAUUCCAUAGGUUUCACGUUCAACGGAUCCAAGAGGUCAUGCGUUGUGCCUCGACAAUGUCGUAUUAUUUGCUAAUUGAUACCACCUCAAUAUUAAUUUUUACUCUCUCUUGGGUAUCCUUAUAUUUUUUUAUGCAACAAUUCAGUUGUCAUUGAAUCUAUCUAUUUUUAUAUUUUCUAACGUAUAAUCCAGUAAAACAAUUUAUUUUUUCAAAUUCCUCCUACACUUAAUAAUUGAUUGCAUUGUACUUCUAAAUAGAGUUCAUUUUAAUUAAAUUAAUCUACAAUAUUUAAGUGAUUUUAUAGCGAUUAUCAUGAAACAAAACGCCUUAAAUAGACCGGAUUAACAAUAAUUUAUUGUGCACUCAAACUGAUUUUAUUAGACUUAUAUAAUUUUUGGUGUAUAAACAAAUUGUUAUAAACCUGAUCCGUUUAAGUCGUACAUAAAUUGAAAAAUUUGAGUAUGGCUCGAGUAUUAGCCACAUUGAUCCAGUUGGAGUUAAACCCAGCCCUCAACUUCUUCAUAGCUACAAAAAUCUCCCUCCUUUUUUCCCUCUCUCACUAAAACUCCACCCAAACGAAAAUCACUGUAAUUUCCAGAAUCUCCAAAUAUGAGGUUUAAUUUCGACAUAGCAGAAACAAACAACGACGAAAAAGAGCAGAAAUCAAAAACCCUAAUUCCUUAUUCUUCUCCAUCUUCUUCAACUCCGAAAGAUAAACUUCAAUGGCUUCCUCUUCAAGAUCACCCCGUUUUCUCUUCAUCCGCCGGAGAAUUUUCCGGCGUCGGAAAAUUAUCGGAAAAUCGAUUUCCGGCGAAUCUUAUGGCUUGGGAUGGAGCUUCUAGAAUCUUCUUUUGGGAUUCGGAGAAGCAUUUUCUUCACCGUAUUUCUGUUCGAUUGGGAGAUCCUGAACCUACUUCUGUUCUCGCUGCUUUUCCUUCGAAGGUGUUGCAAGCAGAUAUUGAGGUUGACUUUCAUGUUACCCAAAUUUCAAUUAAUAGAAACGGGUCAGCAUUGCUCAUUAAUGGUUCAGAUGGCAUGUUUGUCAUGUACCUAUAUGGAGGUUCCUCUGCAAAGGAUAGUUCGAUCAUUUGCAGGACUGCUCCUGUUGGUUCCGAGAUCUAUGAGAAAAGUAAUAAUGCUAUUCGCAUAUUGCAAGUGACUUGGCAUCCUUACAGUGAUACACAUGUUGCAGUUCUAUCUUCUGAUUCAGUAUUUAGAAUAUUUGAUUUGUCUUCUGCUCUUGAUCAGCCAGAGCAGGAGUACUAUUUGCAGCCUCUAGAGUCAGGUAGAUCCCGGAAUGCAUCAUCAAUUUGCCCUGUUGAUUUUUCCUUUGGGCGUGAUCACUUGUGGGACAGAUUUAGUGUUUUCGUUUUAUUUAGUGAUGGCUCUGUUUAUGUACUUUGCCCAGUGGUCCCAUUUGGAAGUGUAAUCAUGUGGGAAUCAAUAGUGGAGAUAUACAGUGAUGCACAAACUUUUGGUCAGAAAUCUGCCAACACAACUGCUAUCAGCAAUUCAGGUCUGGCUAUAUCUUGGCUGGAAGCAACAUUUCCUGAAUUGGACCAAGGAAAGGAAGUCAGUCAGGUCUCUGCUGUAAAGGCUCAUCCGUAUGUGAUGAUAGACACAUCACUUUCAUUGCAGGGCCCUCUUCGUAAAGUUUGUAAUGGCGAGGAAGAUGAUCCUGGGUUUCGUGGAGCAGAAUGUGGUGGUCGUGCUGUGAGUUUCUUAUACAACUCCGUUGGCAAGGACUCAAUUUUGGUGACUGCUUGGAGUGGUGGGCAAUUACAAAUUGAUGCUCUGGCUGAUGAAAUUCAACCCCUUUGGCAAACUGGGAAUCCGCCUCAUCUAUCAUUUGAUUCCCAUGAUCGUAUACGUGGAUUUGCUAUGAUAUGUGAAACAACUACAGAUCAACUUUCUGUUAUAAGGCUUGACCAGCAACUUGAUAAUUGUGAUUGGUCUGGUCAACCACCUCCCUUAUUAAGGCUGGCUAUUGUUGAUUUGGCUCUGCCUAAAACCAAGGACAGUGAGACUAUAAUUUCUAUGUUUAUUGAUCCUCUUAUUCCUGAGAGAAUAUACUGUCUUCAUGAUGGAGGUGUAGAUUCAAUAGUGUUGCAUUUUCUCCCAUUUACGCAUCAGACAAGUGGAAAGGAUGAAAUGAUGAAAACUCCAUCGGUGCAUCCAGUUGUCAGUACAUACCAGGGAUCGAUAGGCGCCUCUUCUUCUCUUUGUGGUUUUGUGGUUCUAUCUGAUUCAUUUGGAUACUCAUGGAUUGCUGGAGUCACCUCUACUCGAGAAUGUAUUGUGCUAGAGAUGAAAACAUGGAAUAUCUUGCUUCCCAGGCAUAUGGACACGGAGAAGAGACCUGCCAAGUCAGAUGAAGCAGGAGAGAGACUUACACCAGAUAUUAUAAGUAAAGAACUCCUUGCUGGCCCUCAGGUGGUGGUUGCUCCACAAGGAUCUAACUUGCGAUCAGUUGCUGCUGACUCUAUUGAAGGUCGAUCGGCCCUGCAUCAAUAUUUCAAGCUUUUCCAUGAGAAUUACGUGGAGUAUGCACAUAAGGUUUACUUUGAACUCAAGCAUCAUGGGCCUCAUCUGAAGAAAAUAAUUGAUAAUUUGCAUGUACGAUUAAGUGAAGCUCAGCAGAAGCUUUUGAACGUUGAGAAGAAACAGCCAGAACUGGAUGACAGGAUUACACGUGCAAUUGAGCGGCAUGAAUUUCUAGAAAACCGCUUGCACAACUUGAGAAGGUUUCCUGGGAUCCAUAAGAAGCCAUUGACCAGAGCUGAACGCGAGUUCAAGUCAGAACUUGACAGAUUUACAAAUGUUGAGCUGGAUUCUUUGCGUUCUUCUGUUGAAGCAUUAAAUGGGAGAUUGAGAAGGUACAAGCAGACUAUUAAGGAAAAAGUACCCAGUUACCAGAAGACCCCCUCCAAGAAGAAGAGCUUGGUACAAGAUUCACAGCUAGACCAACUAAAGGCGUCUCUUGAGAAACUCUCAAUAGUGAACAGGGAGAAUUCUAAGAAAGUUCAAUUGGUUGAAUCUUCAUUGAAGGACUGGGAAGAUGAUACAUCCAAAUAGUCAGAUGUGGCACCUAUUGUAUUACCAGAAAGGUGAUAAUACGAGGUGAUUAUCGACUUGUAGGAUCUGAAUUACUCCUCUUAGAGAGAUUAUCGCAAGCUCCUCACAGGUUUGAUCGAAAUUAUUUAGAUGUUUUAUCCAGGCGAUGCUUUGUUGUAUAUUGGUAAUUUUGUGCUCCUGUUCGCCUGUAGGAGAUGAUAUGAUAUAGAUACAAAUGUAGUAAUAGUGGCAAAAGUUAAAUUUCGACGGUUCAAGAGAUGGUUUUGUCCUCCAUGUACUAUUUAUAAUACUAACCCUGAUUCGUUUCC
Molecule: messenger RNA, 4289 nt
Organism: Beta vulgaris subsp. vulgaris (sugar beet)
Lineage: Eukaryota; Viridiplantae; Streptophyta; Magnoliopsida; Caryophyllales; Amaranthaceae
Product: nuclear pore complex protein NUP88
Exons: 9
Coding region: 1516-3981 (821 amino acids)
Biological process (GO): ribosomal small subunit export from nucleus; protein import into nucleus; mRNA export from nucleus
Cellular component (GO): nuclear pore
Molecular function (GO): structural constituent of nuclear pore; protein binding
Source: RefSeq, a predicted model, not a curated record